GCAAGAGGCGGGGCGGCGGGAGGUGCCAGGGCUGCGCGGCGGGGCGGGGGCCUGGGUCUCCCGGGAGGAGCUGGGGAACACCGGGCGCCUCUCGCGGAGGUGCACGGCAAGUUCUCGGCUAGAUCAUCCUCUGCCUGACACCCAGGAAGGGAGGCAGCGAGGCUCCUGCGGACCCCAGCCAGCCUCUCCAGCGCUACGCCGGUCUCCCAGCCAGAGGUGCUGCAUGAGGGGCCGCAGGGGCGAUCGCAUGGCCAUCAACAUCCAGGAGCACAUGGCCAUCAACGUGUGCCCCGGCCCCAUCAGGCCCAUCCGCCAGAUCUCCGACUACUUCCCUCGCAGGGGGCCGGGACCGGAGGGCGGCGGCGGUGGCGGCAGGGGCUGCGGGGAAGCCCCGGCUCAUCUGGCCCCUCUGGCUCUGGCCCCCCCUGCGGCUCUCCUUGGGGCCACCACACCCGACGAUGGGGCUGAGGUAGACAGCUACGACUCGGAUGAUACCACCGCCCUGGGCACGCUGGAAUUUGACCUUCUCUACGACCAGGCCGCCUGCAUGCUGCACUGUCGAAUCCUCAGGGCCAAGGGCCUCAAGCCCAUGGACUUCAAUGGCCUGGCUGACCCCUACGUAAAGCUGCACCUCCUGCCGGGAGCCUGCAAGGCCAAUAAGCUAAAAACUAAGACUCAGAGGAACACGCUGAACCCUGUGUGGAACGAGGAGCUGACGUACAGCGGAAUCACGGAUGACGACAUCACCCACAAGGUGCUCAGGAUCUCUGUCUGUGACGAGGACAAGCUGAGCCACAAUGAGUUUAUUGGGGAGAUCCGAGUGCCUCUCCGGAGACUCAAGCCUUCACAGAAGAAGCAUUUUAACAUCUGCCUCGAGCGCCAGGUCCCGCUUCCUUCGCCCUCUUCAAUGUCUGCGGCGCUGAGGGGCAUUUCCUGUUACCUGAAGGAGCUAGAGCAGGCAGAGCAGGGACCUGGGCUGCUGGAAGAGCGUGGGCGCAUCCUGCUGAGCCUCAGCUACAGCUCUCAGCGGCGUGGGCUGCUGGUGGGCAUUGUUCGCUGUGCUCACCUGGCUGCCAUGGAUGUUAAUGGCUACUCCGACCCUUAUGUGAAGACGUACUUGAGACCAGAUGCGGACAAGAAAUCCAAGCAUAAAACGUGUGUAAAGAAGAAGACGCUAAACCCAGAAUUUAAUGAGGAGUUCUUCUAUGAGAUGGAACUCUCCACUCUGGCCACCAAGACCCUGGAAGUCACAGUCUGGGACUACGACAUUGGCAAAUCCAAUGACUUCAUAGGUGGUGUGUCUCUGGGGCCAGGAGCCCGGGGAGAGGCGCAGAAGCACUGGAGCGACUGCCUACACCAGCCGGACACGGCCCUGGAGCGCUGGCACACCCUGACCAGCGAGCUGCCCCCGGCAGCAGGGGCUCUCCCUUCGGCCUGAGCAGACAGCAGCUGCCCAGCACAGGCCCUCCGGGCCGGGUCCAGUACCCAACCUUCGCACGAGUGUGUUGCACGUUUACAUGGGGCGGGGUGCCCCUGCCCCACACUACCUGUCUUAUUUUUGUGAGUCUCUGUGACCGUGGGUCUGUCUUCUUGUGAGGGGCUGUGGAGAGCUAUGUUCACAUAUGCAAACUUUCUCCUGCCUGACUUGCUGUUACCUGCAAAUAUGCAACCACCCCAUGCACAGGGCUACGUGGGAGUCUCCUGCCAGUGCCCCGACCACACCCUGCUGCUCCUCUCUUGGCCUCUCCAGGCUGCCUGGCCCCCUGCCCCACAGGGAGGAGGUCGGAUUAGGGGAGAUAAGAGGAGGACAUUUCCAAAAGAGGAAAGGACAAGAAAGAGCCAACCCUUUAUUACAGAGCCUUCACUCAGAAGUCCCAGCCCUGCUCAGCUGCUCUUCUAAAGGGGUGGCCGCCCCACGGUCUUUGCCUCCCUAAGAUGUGGCAGAGCCUCUUGGCCACUCAUUUCUAUAAUGUCCCCUGGAUGCCGCUGGGAUGUGAGGGCAGGCCCCCUGCCACCUCCCUCGGGGACAAUUGUGCAUGUUUACGCCUUUUCUGAUUGUGUCAGUGGCCGAAGCAUGGCAACUGAGCAUCAAUAAACAUCUCUUGAGGAA
Meriones unguiculatus (Mongolian gerbil) is the source of this 2110-nucleotide messenger RNA. It is a transcript of the gene Doc2a, whose product is annotated as double C2 domain alpha. Lineage: Eukaryota; Metazoa; Chordata; Mammalia; Rodentia; Muridae. The record is from RefSeq and is a predicted model, not a curated record. Gene Ontology annotation, cellular component: membrane.